AUGCGGCUACCAGGGGCCAUUGCUGCGCUCGUUGGGCUGAGCUCUCUUGCGCCCAUGCUUGUAAGCGCGCAGGGUGAGACCAAAAUCCACGAAAAGGGCCGCUGUGCUAUUCGUGGUCAUUGCGGGAAGCAGUCUAUUUUCGGUGGAGAGCUUCCCUGUCCCGAUAAUGACCUAGCGCAGCAACCAGAGGACUCCGUGCGCCAGAAAUUGGUGAAUCUGUGCGGUAGCAGAUGGAGCGAAGGCCCAGUGUGUUGUCGUAAUGAACAGAUCGAUGCGCUCGGGAGUAACCUCAAACUAGCCGAAGGAAUCAUCGCGUCCUGUCCUGCCUGCCGAGACAACUUCUUCAACAUUUUCUGUACCUUCACAUGCUCUCCGGACCAGUCGCUCUUCGUCAAUGUCACGAAAACUGAAGAAAAAUCUGGUAAGCGAUUGGUGACCGAGAUAGACAACAUUUGGUCCGAAGAGUACCAGAGCGGCUUCUACGAUAGUUGUAAGAACGUCAAAAACGGUGCUUCGGGCGGCAAGGCCAUCGAUUUCAUCGGUGGUGGCGCAAAAGAUUAUGCGCAGUUCAUGAAGUUCUUAGGUGAUAAGAAAUUCCUUGGAAGUCCGUUCCAGAUCAACUACCACACAGAGCCUACUGGGCCUGAUCCGCAAGGAAUGGAACCUCUGCCCAUGACUCCGAAGUCCUGUAAUGAUCCAGACAAGAACUUCCGCUGUUCUUGUGUUGACUGCCCCGAUGUCUGCCCAGAGUUGCCCGCCAUCUCUCCCCCCGAGGCAUGCCAUGUGGGACUUCUGCCAUGUAUGUCUUUUGCUGUCAUCAUUGUGUACUCCGCAUUCCUGUUGUUUGUCAUCGCCCUCGCUAGCUAUGUCACAUACAAGGAACGCCGGUUCCGCAAACCAGAGCGCGUGCGUUUGCUUCAAGACCCUACACCCAGUGAUGAUGAGGACGAAGGAGAAACCGUGCGGCGUGGGGGAUAUAUGGAGCGGCCGCAAGGGGUCUAUAAGCUGAACUCUGUGUUGUCGGCGUUGUUUCAUCGAAUUGGUGGUGUUUGCGCACGAUUCCCAGCCAUUACAAUAUCGUCCAGCGUCAUUAUCGUGGCUCUGCUGAGCUUAGGCUGGCUACGCUUCACUGUUGAAACAGACCCGGUGCGUCUCUGGGUGAGUCCAUCGUCUGCUGCAGCCCAGGAGAAAGAUUUCUUUGAUCAGAACUUUGGUCCGUUCUACCGGGCCGAACAAGCAUUCUUGGUGAACAACCGCCCAUCGAAUGAUUCCAGCCCACUCUUGGAUUAUGAGACCUUGGUUUGGUGGUUCGGCGUUGAAUCUCAAGUGCGGCGCAUUAUCUCCCUCGAACAGGGACUCAAUCUAAAUGAUGUUUGCUUCAAGCCUACUGGAGAUGCCUGUGUCGUGCAAUCGCUUACUGGAUAUUUCGGAGGGGAUGUCUCGAAUCUUGACCCGGAUACUUGGAAGGACCGCUUGACGCAGUGUACAGAUUCUCCUGGAGAUCCAAGCUGUCUCCCUGACUUCUCGCAGCCCCUGAGGCCUGAAAUGAUUAUUGGUGGUUACGAGGAAACGGGUAACGUUUUGGAUGCCAAGGCCCUCAUUGUGACCUGGGUGGUGAACAAUCACGCACAAGGAUCCGAAGAAGAAGCAAAGGCCAUGGAAUGGGAGAACACCUUCGAAAAUUAUUUUAAGGAGGUUCAAGCCGAAGCUGCCCAGCGAGGCCUUCGCGUGUCCUUCAAUGCCGAGGUCAGCUUGGAGCAGGAGCUGAACAAAUCUACCAACACAGACGCGAAGAUCGUUGUAAUCAGUUAUCUGAUCAUGUUCUUCUACGUGUCGAUGGCCCUGGGAUCAAUGACUGUCACCUGGAGGUCUCUGUUGACCAACCCUUCCAAUGCUCUAGUCCAGUCUAAGUUUACUCUGGGAAUUGUGGGCAUUGCCAUUGUUCUGAUGUCUGUCUCUGCAUCGGUUGGACUGUUCUCGGCAGCUGGCGUCAAGGUGACCUUGAUCAUUGCGGAAGUCAUUCCAUUCUUAGUUCUAGCCGUUGGAGUGGACAACAUCUUCCUCAUCGUCCACGAGUUCGAGCGAGUCAAUAUCAGCCAUCCCGACGAAGAGAUCGAUGAGCGAGUCGCCCGAGCAGUUAGUCGAAUUGGUCCCAGUAUAUUUUUGUCUGCUUUGACAGAGACUGUUGCCUUUGCGCUAGGUGUCUUUGUCGGCAUGCCCGCUGUCAAGAAUUUCGCCGCUUACGCUGCCGGGGCCGUCUUCAUCAACGCCAUUUUGCAGGUGACCAUGUUCAUCUCCGUGUUGGCAUUGAACCAAAGACGUGUGCAGAGCCUUCGAGCAGAUUGUAUUCCCUGUCUCACUGUCCGAAAGGCGAAUUCAUUUGGUUUCUCCGAUGAACAAUAUGAUGAUCAGGAGGCAGAGAGUAGCCUGCAGUCUUUCAUUCGUCGGGUUUACGCCCCCUUCCUUCUGGAUCGUCGAGUCAAGGCAGGUGUCGUCAUCUUAUUUUUGGGUCUGUUGACUGCUGGCCUGGCCCUUAUCCCAGAGGUACCUCUUGGGCUAGAUCAGCGCAUUGCGCUUCCCAGCGACUCGUACCUGAUCUCCUACUUUAACGAUCUAGAUGCCUACUUUGGCGCAGGUCCCCCAGUAUAUUUCGUGACCCGCAAUGUGAAUGCCACUGAACGAGAGCACCAGCAACAACUCUGUGGACGAUUCACCACUUGCGAAGAGUAUUCCCUGCCGUUUAUUCUUGAACAAGAGUCCAAGCGUCCAAAUGUUUCCUAUCUCGCAGGCUCCGCGGCCAGCUGGAUCGAUGACUUCUUCUACUGGUUGAACCCUCAGCAAGACUGUUGCAGAGAGGACGGCAAGCUAUGUUUCGAGGACCGUGUUCCUGCAUGGAACAUCUCCCUUUCCGGGAUGCCGGAAGGAUCUGAAUUCAUCCAUUAUGUCCAAAAAUGGAUUGAUGCUCCUACCGAUGCCUCUUGUCCCCUCGGUGGUAAGGCUCCCUACAGCAACGCUUUGGUCAUUGACGACACCCGCAAAACAAUCAAUGCCAGCCACUUCCGCACCAGCCACACACCGCUUCGCAAUCAGGAUGAAUUCAUCCAGGCGUAUAUUGCAGCCCGCCGAAUCUCAGAUGAUAUCUCACGCGAGCACAAUAUCGAUGUGUUCCCGUACUCCAAGUUUUACAUCUUUUUCGAUCAGUACGUGUCUAUCGUACGACUUACUGGCACACUACUCGGGUCAGCUGUUGCUAUCAUCUUUGUUCUGACCUCUGUGAUCUUGGGGUCAAUCGCCACCGGUGCGGUCGUCACCACCACAGUGGUCAUGAUUGUAGUCGACAUUAUUGGUACUAUGGCGAUCGCCGGUGUCUCUCUGAAUGCCGUUUCUCUUGUCAAUCUGGUCAUUUGCGUGGGCAUUGGCGUCGAGUUCUGUGCUCAUAUUGCCCGAGCAUUCAUGUUCCCCGCCCGGCCAAUCAUGGAUAAUGUACCUGCUAAAUACCGCGGCAAAGACGCACGAGCAUGGACCGCCUUGGUCAAUGUUGGUGGAAGUGUUUUCAGUGGCAUCACUAUCACGAAACUUCUCGGGGUUUGUGUCCUGGCUUUCACUCGGAGCAAGAUUUUCGAGAUUUACUACUUCCGCGUGUGGCUUGCCCUGGUCAUUUUUGCUGCUGCCCAUGCUCUCAUCUUUUUACCUGUAGCUCUCAGCUACUUUGGUGGCGGUGGCUACUUUGACCCUGCAUCCGAUGGUGGCCUGGAGGCUAAUCUUGCUUCGCGCGGUUAUCGCUCCUCGCUACUUCGCGAUGAUUAUGACUCUGACGAUUAUUAG
Messenger RNA from Penicillium soppii, 3825 nucleotides. It is a transcript of the gene ncr1, whose product is annotated as sphingolipid transporter NCR1. Gene Ontology annotation, molecular function: lipid carrier activity. Bases 1 to 3825 code for a protein of 1274 amino acids. NCBI's taxonomy places the organism in Eukaryota, Fungi, Ascomycota, Eurotiomycetes, Eurotiales, Aspergillaceae. The record is from RefSeq and is a predicted model, not a curated record. Gene Ontology annotation, cellular component: membrane. The transcript has 3 exons.